AUGGCGCCGCGCGGGGCCGCGCUGCUGGUGCCGCUGCUGGUGGCCGCGGCCGCCGCCGAGGCGUCGCUGAGCGGCUACUUCGGCACCAAGUCGCGCUACGAGGAGGUCAACCCGCACCUGCCCGCGCUCUUCGCCGCGCGCCGCCGCCUCGCCCUGGCCAGCAGCUCCAAGCACCGCUGCCUGCAGAGCGGCGCCGCCUUCCGCCGCGGCCUCGGCCCCGCGCCGGGACACGAAGAGGACAUCGAGGUGAACGACCCGCUCCUGCGGUUCUUCGAGCACUGCGAGAAGUUUGUGGCCCUGGUGGAGGAGAACGCCACGGCCAUGCACCAGGUGGAGGCCUUCAAGGAAGGGCCGGAGAUGAGGCGCGUCUUGGAGCGCGUUGCGGGCGCCUUGUGCUUGCCCGCGGACGAGCUCAACGCAGAUCUCGUUCAGGUGGCUUUUCUCACCUGCUCCUACGAGUUGGCAAUAAAAAACGUCACCUCCCCGUGGUGCUCUCUCUUCAGCGAAGAGGAUGCCAAGGUGCUUGAAUACCUGAAUGACCUGAAGCAGUACUGGAAGAGAGGAUAYGGCUACGACAUCAAUAGUCGCUCCAGCUGCAGUUUAUUCCAGGAUAUCUUCCGGCAGCUGGACAAAGCAAUGGAAGAGAGCAAAAGCUCAAAGCCCAUUUCUUCGCCCGUGAUCGUUCAGAUCGGCCACGCAGAGACCCUGCAGCCGCUGCUCGCCCUCAUGGGCUUCUUCAAAGACGAGGAGCCGCUCAGGGCGAACAACUACGCGCGGCAGGCGCAGCGCAAGUUCCGCAGYGGCCGCAUCGUGCCCUACGCGGCCAACCUGGUGUUCGUGCUUUACCACUGCGACCACGCCAAGACCUCCCGCGAGGAGUACCAGCUGCAGAUGCUGCUCAACGAGCAGCUGCUGCCCUUCCAGCACUCGAACCGAACCCUCGCGCUCUACGCGGACCUCAAGGACUAUUACCGGGACAUCCUGCAGAACUGCCGCUUCGAGGAGGAGUGCGAGCUGCCCCGGAGCAACAGCACCGCUGCCGACGAGCUCUGAGGCGCUGCGCGGACACGGACGCGCCUCGGGAGGGCCCUGGGGACUCUCAGCUGGCGGUGACGUGGCGSUCGUCUCCGCUGGCCCAGCUGCCGGCACGUUACGAAAGCCGGCGCCGUGACGGGGUUGUUGCUUUGUGGUGCAAGACGCGGGGGGCCUCUGUGUUUACAUGUGGGAAUAAGGCAUUUUCUAGGUCACUCGCCUUACACAUGCACUGUCGGGGGGGGUUAGGAGCUGAGGCAACCUGCGUUUUAUCAGACUGGAGCUGGCUGGACUGCUUCAGUGCUGCUUCGCACUGGCUGCUUGGCUCGUUUUCCUAGGGCGGGCAUGAAAUAAUCCGGGUUUGGGUUUUUUUUCCCUUUUGCUUCUUUUUCCUGUAUGUUGAGGAUGGGGUUAAAGGAGUUAAAAUUCCUGGAGGCAUCAGCUCAUCCAGCAGAGCAGGUUAGCCGCAGAGGUAAGUCAAUUCUCUUUAAUAAGAUAGCUCUAUCUUUGGGGUGCUGGUUGGAAGGGUCGUCUGCAGGUUUUGAGCCCAGCCUGAAGUGGGACUGCAGCCAACUCGACGUGAGGGGACGUUUGGGCUCUCGGUAGCUGUCGGGCUUAGACUUGACUUUUGCCAGCUUUAGGGCGCUGAGCACGGCAUCACUUUGGUUUUCCAUAAAUGUAUCGCACGCAAGGUGCUUUUAAAAGCAACUUAAAUCAGGUUUUAUUGUCAUUUGAAAAGGGGCAAGGAUUGUAGGGCUGCAGUGAAGCAGAAGAGAGGAGGAGGAGGUGUCCGGAGCCCGAAAUAGAGCCCGUCAAGUGCAGCCCCUCCCCAAAGCAAACGAAGGUGUGUGGUUUACGGCCCCUGAGGUGAGGGGCAGUUUGCUGCCUUUAUGGGGAAGGGGGAAAGGCGGCUGCGAGGACUCGCACGAUGAGYCCCUAUAAACGUUUAUAACCUUGUGUGCUGCAGGGCAACUUGUUUUUUUAGCCUCACCUUCCUGUGGGGUAGACUGAA
Nothoprocta perdicaria is the source of this 2044-nucleotide messenger RNA. RefSeq names its product multiple inositol-polyphosphate phosphatase 1 (gene MINPP1). Gene Ontology annotation, molecular function: acid phosphatase activity; inositol phosphate phosphatase activity. The record is from RefSeq and is a predicted model, not a curated record. The transcript is spliced from 6 exons. The coding region runs from base 1 to 1053 and encodes 350 amino acids. Lineage: Eukaryota; Metazoa; Chordata; Aves; Tinamiformes; Tinamidae.